Messenger RNA from Protopolystoma xenopodis, 1074 nucleotides. The record is from the annotation of a GenBank genome assembly. NCBI's taxonomy places the organism in Eukaryota, Metazoa, Platyhelminthes, Monogenea, Polystomatidea, Polystomatidae.
UUGGUUGAAUCAAAUAAGCCCGUCCUAUUACCACCCUUUAUGCAAAAGGAAUUGAGCUCAUCGUAUGGAGCCAAUUACCACCCACUUACUGAUAAGGGUUCAAUUAAUGUUGCCAAUGCUAAGUCAACACAGUCAUCCUGUGUUUCUGUUCAAUCAGCAGGUUCACUGAUAAUACCCUCGAAAGCAUUUUCUUGCAACCAAUUUCGACCCACUUUGACAUCCGUUACUGAUAUUACUGGUACACUGGCCAACUCUUCAAAUACCUCACUUCCUACCAUUGUUACAAGCAAACUUGCCAACACUGCUGGCUUUGCGCCACUGGGUCCUGAAGCUUGUCUGCCACCGAUAUCGCAUGCAGAGACAAAUGAUGCCCUAUUGCAUCGAAAGUAUUAUAGCCAGUAUAACUGUGCCGCAUCGCCUAAAUCUUCUUCAAAUUCUUUAUCGUCUGAAUUGAUUGACUUGGAUGGAAUCAAAAAUCUCAAUCCUACUCUUUCUAAAGACACUACCAAAGUUCAGAGCCUAGUAGCUCCGCGACGAGAUUAUUCAAUAGAUCUUACUUGUGCAUCUGAUGAUGCUAAAGAAUUAAGUCAUAAUGAAAGCAGUGACACCAAAAUUAAAGCUAUAAGAAAAGAAGAUGAUGCUUCUUGUUAUUCACCAGGCCAGUUUGGGAAAAUGUGUGUGAGACAGAAUACCGAUAAUAUCGUCAAAGUCUCCAUGUCCCUUAGUGAUUGCAGUCGCAAAUCUCUCCUCGAUAGAAUCCGCGAAUUGGGUUCAUCUUACGUCAAAUCCACUAACUACCGUUGCUCUCUUUGUCAGGAUCAGGUACCAUCAUUUUGGGCCGCUCAUUUAUUGCAUAUAGCACACUACCAUUCUCAAGAUUGUCUGGAUUCAGUGAUUGAUUCAAAUAUCAGGCUUCCCUUCUGUUGCCAGUAUUGCGGUGAAUGCUUUUGGCUGAGAUCGGACCUUGCUGUCCAUGCCCCUGUUUUUUGUCAAUACUGUCCUGCUGCUUCGCAGCCCUUGUGUUCAAAUACCUUUUAUUUGCACAUGCUAAUUAAUCAUCUUGUAAGUCAAUAG